AUGUUUACGCCUUUUCCUGUGUGCCUACUCUGUCUCCUGGCGCGAGCGCGAGCCUUCGCGCUGAGCGACUGGGAUUUCCAAGGUGGCACAAGCGGAGAUGAUCGUGGCCAGAGCGUAAGCAGUGACUCUUCCAAUCAUGCACUUGUUGCCGGCUGGACUUCUGGGAACCUUUCGUGCACCAACGCCGGAGGAAAAGACAUUUUCCUCAUGAAACUCGACAGAACAGACAACUCCAUUGCGGUCUUGCAAGUUGGCACAUCAGAAGAUGACGCUGCCCAAGCAAUUGCCGUAGAUAGCUUGGACAACCUUAUCAUUGCUGGCUACACCCUGGGUCCUUUGGAUGGCGUCACCACAACUGGAGGAGUUGAGGAUGGUUUCCUGAUGAAGUUUGACAAUGACGGAGCUUGGCAAUGGACUGUUCAGGUGGGGUCAGAAACUUCAGCCGAUAACAUCCGGAGUAUUGCUGUGGCUGCCAAUGAUGAUAUUGUUGCAGUCGGAUCAAGCGCCGGAACAAUUGAUGGUGUUUCUUCAUCAGGUGUCAGUGAUUUUCUCAUCAUCCGUUACGACAACGACGGGAUGUGGCAGUGGACUAGGAUGAGAGGCAGCGCAGCGGGGGAUGAUGCUACUAGUGUUGUCAUUGAUAAUGGAGGCAACAUCAUUUUGGCUGGGGGGACCCGCGGUGACAUGGAUGGGCACACCAACGCAGGGCUAGAUGACCUUGCGGUCGUCAAGUAUGACAGCGCCGGAAAUUGGUUGUGGACACAUCAGAGUGGUUCCCCUGCAGCUGACUGGUUCAGGGCUGUGGUCACGGAUUCGAGCGACAACAUCUAUGCUGAUCGUAGCAACAGCAAGAUCUUCGUCACCGGUGUCACAGACGGAGACCUGGACGGGCACACCGACACGGACCCAGAUAUUUUUCUCAUGCAGUUUGACCUGGACGGAAAUUGGGAAUCUACCACAUUUCAUGGUUCUUCUGCAAGAGACGUAGCCUUGGGAUUGCACCUGGACAGGUCGAAGAAUAACUUCAUCAACCGGUUAUACUUUGGGCUCGUUCCCUGGAUACACCAAUGCUGGCGGCAGUGA
Effrenium voratum is the source of this 1083-nucleotide messenger RNA. The record is from the annotation of a GenBank genome assembly. NCBI's taxonomy places the organism in Eukaryota, Dinophyceae, Suessiales, Symbiodiniaceae.